CUUUGACUCUCGAGCAGGACAAGUAAGCCUCAACAUCGCGUCAACGUUCUCGGUCGUCCUCGCUUCCGAUACCACGUUCUGUAGUGGAGCUCUCUUUUUAGGCAACUAUGCUCGGUAGUACGGGAUCCACACGCGAGCUUGCAAUGUGGGUGCAUGCUCGUACCGCUGUGCUUGCAUGACCAUCUGCAUCGAGAAACCUUCCCUGGCUGACAGCUCGAAGAAAUGAAAUGUCUACUAUCACCGCCUGGAUGAUACUAUACGGACAUCCUGACAGCUUUGUGCCACCUCUCUGCUUCUUUCGGCCUCGCGUAGCACUGCGCUCGGAGGCCGGCGAAGCGGCGCUAUGUACAAUGUACACGCGUAAUGUGAGCGGCCAAGGAGUCAUUGUCGCCCUUUGUCGUCUCCGUUGCAGACGAUUCGGCGUCACACACAUUGCUAUUCAGCUUUUCACCAGCACCACCUGUCGCACACCAGGUUCUCUCUUCCCGAGAUACAACGUCAAGCGUGUCAUAGUCGCAAUUUGCAGCAUGAGCAUACAACUUCGAGCAGUUUCUCUGGCUGACAGCUCGAGGGAGUCGGUCACUUUGUGGACUAGUACUGCCUGGAUGUUCGGCACGUCAGAUGGCUGUCGUUGUCUGCAAAUUAUUCUGGCAUCGCAGAUGUGGGAGGAAUGCGGUAUUUUGGCGCCCGGACGGUAUACAUUUCCCAUCCGCAUCUUGCGAACCUGCAUGCAUGCGUCCCCCGCAGACUGUGGCACUGCUCUAAGGGAUCGCAUACAGUAGUAUAGCCUCAGCGGCAAUGACCGCAGGCAACGUCAUGACCAUACUCGUGGUGUGCGGCUGCCGGCGAUAUGGUCACCUUGAUGAAGCACAGGCCCAAUUACGCUACUCCAGUCAUCCCGUUUGCCGUUCCUUUAUCCCUUGGCAGUGCGCAGAGGUGCGAUGUUUG
Messenger RNA from Laetiporus sulphureus 93-53, 948 nucleotides. RefSeq lists its product as uncharacterized. The transcript is spliced from 5 exons. The record is from RefSeq and is a predicted model, not a curated record. NCBI's taxonomy places the organism in Eukaryota, Fungi, Basidiomycota, Agaricomycetes, Polyporales, Laetiporaceae. Bases 228 to 782 code for a protein of 184 amino acids.